Pangasianodon hypophthalmus (striped catfish) is the source of this 6030-nucleotide messenger RNA. RefSeq names its product huntingtin interacting protein 1 (gene hip1). The transcript is spliced from 31 exons. The record is from RefSeq and is a predicted model, not a curated record. Lineage: Eukaryota; Metazoa; Chordata; Actinopteri; Siluriformes; Pangasiidae. Bases 584 to 3733 code for a protein of 1049 amino acids. Gene Ontology annotation, molecular function: clathrin light chain binding; actin filament binding; phosphatidylinositol-3,5-bisphosphate binding. Gene Ontology annotation, biological process: endocytosis; clathrin coat assembly; actin filament organization. Gene Ontology annotation, cellular component: presynapse; actin cortical patch; extrinsic component of postsynaptic membrane.
CGCUAGUCUGAGGAUUUCAGCUGGACUCCAGUCGCUCAGCUGCUCAUUUAACAAAGCAGAAAUGUAAAGUUGGUGUAAAGCUGUUUUUGAUUUUGAGGUUAGCCAGUUACAUGCGUGAGCCCGAACGAAUUAUAAGUCUCUAUUCUCAUUUCUCUCAUAUUUAGUCUCUUUUUCAGGGCUUUUAUUUUCAUUCCAACACCCGAACACUUGUGCUUUUAAAACAAGGGAUAGCAGAUCAUACGCUGACCAAUCAAAUAGAAGGAAAUGAUCCUGAAUGGGCGGGGCAAGCACAUUUUCCUCCAAUCGUAGGCCGCAGUGGAGGAGUCCUGCCGCUGGUUCGUUUGCUCCUCCGUAGGCGUUGGAGCCGUUCAUUCCUGCGCGGCGUGUUUACUCAGACUUCAGCGCUUGUUUAUUCAGUGAUCACACUUCCAGCAGAGGGAUAUGUUCAGCAGUGACGCCUGAAAAUAAUGAGCUUUCGGGAGAACGUGGAUGGAAACUUUGCGCUUACCGUCUUUUGGUUGUGUUUGUAUUAACUCCCUGUAACCUAGUGCUCGUUUGGUUAUUAUUGUAUAUUUUUUUGGAAAUGGACCGGAUGAAGAGCUCCAUGCAGCAAGUCCCGAACCCGCUGCCCAAAGUGCUGAGCCGCCGCGCUGGUGGAGCCAACAGCCUGGAAGUGGAGAGAGAAAACUUCGAGCGCAGCCAGGCUGUGAGCAUCAACAAGGCAAUUAACACACAGGAGGUUGCCGUCAAAGAAAAGCAUGCCAGGACCUGCAUCCUGGGAACCCACCAUGAGAAGGGCGCUCAAACUUUCUGGGCAGCCGUCAACCGGCUGCCGAUCUCCAGCAACGCCGUGCUCUGCUGGAAAUUCUGCCACGUCUUCCACAAACUUCUAAGAGACGGCCACCCAAAUGUCAUUAAAGACUCGGUGCGGAACAAGGGAGACCUAAACGACAUGAGCAGGAUGUGGAGCCACCUGAGUGAAGGCUAUGGGAAGCUUUGUAGCAUCUACCUCAAACUACUCAUCACCAAAAUGGAGUUUCACAUCAAAAACCCUCGUUUCCCUGGCAACCUUCAGAUGUCAAACAGACAGCUCGAAGAGGCAGGCGAAAAUGACGUCAAUAACUUCUUCCAAUUGACGGUGGAGAUGUUUGACUACAUGGAGUGUGAGCUGAAUCUGUUUCUUGCUGUGUUCAGCUCACUGGACAUGUCCCGGUCAGUGUCAGUGACAGCAGCAGGUCAGUGUCGCCUGGCUCCUCUGAUCCAAGUCAUUCUGGACAGCAGUCAUCUGUACGACUACACAGUCAAACUGCUCUUCAAACUGCAUUCUUGUCUUCCAGCAGAGACACUGCAGGGGCACAGAGAUCGCUUCCUUGAGCAGUUUAAAAAGCUGAAGAGUCUGUUCUGCCGUUCCAGUAACCUGCAGUAUUUUAAAAGGCUGAUACAGAUCCCACAGCUUCCUGAGUAUCCACCAAACUUCCUGCGUGCUUCAGCUCUGUCGGAGCACAUCAGUCCGGUGGUGGUGAUCCCAGCCGAGACCUCGUCCCCAGAGAGUGAGCCCAUGGUGGAGACCGACGAACUCGUCGACACAGACAUCCCAUCCCUGCCGCAGAGUGUGGUGGAGAGUAGGUUCGAUGACCUCUUUGGCACCUCAGCUACCACUGAUCCCUUCAACUUCAACAGUCAGAAUGGCAUGCGCAAGGAUGACAAAGACAGACUCAUCGAGCAGUUGACCGCGGAGCUCCAGGCACUGAAAGAAGAGUUGGAGUCAUUCAGACUGGAGAGUGGCCGUUUGUGCCAGGCCCUGCGGGGGCGUGUCAGUGAACUGGAGGCGGAGUUAGCCGAGCAGAGCCACCUCAAGCAGCAGGCACUGAGUGAGAGCGAGUUCCUGAAGGCAGAGCUGGAUGACCUGCGCAGGGUCAAAGAGGACACGGAGAAGGAGCAGCGUAGCCUGACUGAGAUUGAAAGAAAGGCCCAGGCGAAUGAGCAGCGCUACACUAAGUUAAAGGAGAAGUACACUGAGCUGGUCCAGAACCAUGCUGACCUGCUGAGGAAGAAUGCAGAAGUGACUCGGCAGAUGACUGUGGCCCGUGCCGCCCAGGAUGAGGUGGAGACUGUGAGGAGGGAGAUGGAGGAACGACUGAAGGCAGCUCAGGAGGCAGUCAGCCAACAGGAGAAAACCCAAGCAGAGCAGCUCCAAGUGCUUCAGGCUGACCUAGUUACCAGCAGAACAGAACUAGAAACCCUCAAAGCCAGCAUGGCUUCCUCCCAGAAGUUAAGUGAGGAGCUCAGUGUGCAGCUGGCUGCUCUAGAGACUGCGAAGGCUGGGCUUGUGGAGACUGUGUCACAGAAGGAUGCGGAGCUGGCAGGUCUGGGGGUGGAAUUGGAGCGAGUGCAGAGCAGUCUAGCAAGCGAGAGGGAAAGUGGUGUAAAGGCUGCUGAAGCCCUACAGAAUCAGCUCAAUGAGAAGGAGAGUCGGGAACAGGCACUGGAGAGCGAGAUUGUUUCUGUACGCUGGGCAGCUCUGAAGGCAGCACUGGAGGAGGCAGAGAGGGUUGUCCAGGACAGUCUGGCCCAGCUGGAUGAGCCUGCACACAUAAGCUGCACCAGCUCAGCCGAUUACCUUAUAUCCAGGUGCCAGACUGCUUUAGAGUGUGUGGACAGACUUCAGUCAGCCAAGGACAGCUUUGUAUCUGAUAACAUAAAUAUGUCCGAGCUGGUGCGGGCCGUGGCUCAGCUGGCCCACCUGGUGGGUGAUACCAUUGUACAAGGCAGUGCCACUGCCCACAUGGUGUCAGUGGACCAAGCCGACGCACUAACAUCUUGUGUGAAGAUAUGUGGAACUGAGGCCCUGGCUCUGAUAGCUCAGCUGAAGGAGCGGGACUCGCUGACUACAGCAGGCAGCAGUGGACUCAGAGCAGCUUUGGACAAUGUGCUGGCCACGGCACAGAAGUUGCGGCCACGGGGUUUGGAGCUGCAGCAGGGAGAACUGGGAGAUCUGGUGGAGCAGGAGAUGGCAGCCACCUCAGCAGCUGUGGAGUCCGCUGUCUCCAGAAUAGAGGAAAUGCUGAACAAGUCCCGAGCAGUCGAUUCUGGUGUCAAAAUGGAAGUGAAUGAAAGGAUUCUGGCCUCCUGCACAGAGCUCAUGCAGGCCAUUAAAGUGCUGGUGCUGGCCUCUAAAGACCUGCAGCGUGACAUUGUGGAAGGUGGCAGAGGUGCAGCAACUAUAAAAGAGUUCUAUGCUAAGAACUCCCGCUGGACUGAAGGUCUCAUCUCAGCGUCCAAGGCUGUGGGCUGGGGAGCCACUAUGAUGGUUGAUGCAGCUGAUCUGGUGGUCCAGGGACAAGGGAAAUUUGAGGAGCUGAUGGUGUGCUCACAUGAGAUAGCCGCUAGUACAGCUCAGCUCGUAGCUGCAUCAAAGGUGAAAGCAGACAAGGACAGUCCCAACCUCGCUCGUCUGCAGCAGGCAUCUAGAGGAGUCACUCAAGCAACUGCAGGCGUUGUGGCUUCAACCAAGUCUGGAAAAUCCCAGAUUGAGGAAACUGACACUAUGGAUUUCACCAGUAUGACACUUACACAGAUCAAGAGGAAAGAGAUGGACUCCCAGGUGCGUGUGUUGGAGUUGGAGACACAGCUUCAGAAGGAACGUGAGCGUCUCGGUGAGCUGAGGAAGAAGCACUAUGAGUUGGCUGGUGUGGCUGAAGGUUGGGGUGAGGAAGAGGAGGGAACGGGAUGAGGCGUUUCCCCACGCAGUAGCCCGGACUGGGCUUGUGCCUACUCUCUGGCACUCACUUGUUCCUCAGUGUCCCUCCCCCUUCUCUCUUCUUCACUCUCUUCAGACCUUUUAUCCUUUAAUAAUGAAUGAAAAGCCAAAUAAAAAGGUGCUUUUAGUUUAACCCUGCUCCUCCUCGUCCUCCCUGUGGAGUAAGGACACUUACAGGAGGAGCAAAAGAGGAGACAAUGUCACCUUAAGAGGAGGAUGAAGCCUUAAAGGCAGCAUGGAACGUAUUUGGAGCACCCCCCAGUGGGCAGAGGGAAAACUGCACCGUUACUGACCUGUCAGCAUUUUUUUGAGUUUCAUUCCCGUCCACUACCUCCUUUUUUUUUUGUUUUUUUUUUUUCUUUCCCCCAUUCACAAUUCCAAGACGACAUGCGUCACACAAGGCGAGCAGGAAUUACUGACACUGUGCCGUGAGCUUCCGGAUCGGCCGCUUCCCAGGCAGCAGCAGUGUGUGACUUCCACCACCUCUUCCAGAACUCAUUCCUCACUUUGUGGACACACACGCCCCGUCAAACAAGCUGCUGAGUCUUCUCUGAAAUGUCCCCUGCCAACCCUCCUCCCCACAGUGGCCUUGCUCUGGACUCUGAGCUGAUAGUGAGUGUUCGGCCCACGAGAGAGGCUUCCCUCCGCACUAACACUAGCGACUGUCUGAAGACUGAACUAAACUCAGCUUCUCCCUCUCUUGCUUCCUCUGCGUGUAUGUAUGUGCAGUGUUUUUAUUUUUCACUUGGUAGUUCUUUUAACCAUGCCUCCUGAGCAGUAGUUUUUCUCAAAAGUAGCCUGACUGGGCUUUUAACUGUUUAAUAUGUUUAAUACACAGGUCACAUUUUGGUUAAGGGGAAUGAAUUAUAAUCCCAUGUUUAAUUGUGUACAAGUGAUCUGUCAGGAAUGACAUCAGCCACAACGCAUUUCAUCUAAUUUCAUGUCCAUGGCUGAAAACAAAUUGACUGUUUUCAUGACCCUCUGCUGCAAAAGGAGGAUGUUUGACAAGAGUAUCUAGGACACUGAGCUCUUUUCUUCUCAAUAACUCUCUCCGUGAGUGACUGUUUUCCUCUGGUGCCCUUAGACAACAUCAGUAGCGCCGCUGGUAGCCUCUAUUUACACUCUUGUCAAGUGUUAAUACCACCGGUGUGUAUGUUGACUUCCACUUUGUACUUCCUUUUCCACGUCCAAACACAGGACAUCAGCACAUGUGAGGAGAGACAUCUGUGCCUUCCAAAAGGUUAAAGUUCACAUUCCUUCAAUAAACCUUUAAUGGCUGUAGCCUCGGACUGGUAUUAUAAAGGUUUGGAAAGCUGGUUUGGUGAUGCCUUAUGGAAAUACUCUAUGGUGUGUCUAUGUUGGACGAGUUAUUGUAUUAUUGUAUUUUAAUGCAUUUGGAGCUUCCAGCACAAUUUCCUCCAACUGAGUGGUCCGGAGAGAGGACACUCAGAAAGGAGAGGGACAGAGUGAACGUUUAAAAAGGAGGCUUCUGAUAUAAAGAUGUGCUAGCCCCCCCUUAUUAAAGCAAUCUAAACCAGAUAGCCUUGUAGACCACCACUGUUUUAUGAGCACAGCCUACAGUUGGGCCCAAAACAAACCUGGCUUCAAUAUUUACAAGUUUCAUGUCCUUGCAGGCAGUCUUCAAUUACCUCAGCUCCUUCAUACAGCAAAGCAAGCAGACAAACAUGGGUUCAUUUGACAUUAACAAAUGUUCACAUAUGGCGCUGAGAUGUGUGCAUGUAACAGAAAGCUAUUAUUACUAAUACCAGGUAUGAAAUGACUGUGUGUGUGUGUGUGUGUGUGUGUGUGUGUGUGUGUGUGUGUGUGAGUGUGUGUGUGAGUGUGUGUGUGAGUGUGUGUGUGAGUGUGUGUGUGAGUGUGUGGGUGUGUGUGUGGGUGUGUGUGUGGGUGUGUGUGUGUGUGUGUGUGGGUGUGUGUGUGGGUGUGUGAGAGAGAGUUUUUUGGUUGAGAAGGCCCAAAAUGUGUUUCUAUGUCUUUAACACCUUCACCCUGUCUUGUUGCACUGCUUUUGCUGUUUUUGUAAGUUGUAACACUGGGUAUUUAAUUGAUCAGUUUGUCACCACCGCUCUGUUUUCAUGUCUUAUAGUCUUACCAGCCUUCCAACUGCCUCUCACUUUAGCCAGUCAGAUAAUAUAUGAAUACUCAGUAACAUUUUUGGACAAUAUCUUUGUAUGAUGUACUAAACUGAGUGUUUUUAUUUCUUUUUUUUUUUUUUCUUCAAUAAAUAUAGUAAUGUGUUAAAAAGAUAA